GUUCGCUUUCUAUUUAUACGGCUUGAUCUGUCGCAAUUUUCUUGUUCGCUCUUUAUUUAUACGGCGAGGAGCCCGAAUCUUCGGCGACACGCAGUAUCCAGGCCUAGGGUUUCAGCGUUCGACACCGAGGGCUUCCUGGACCCAAAAGAUGCGACCUUUGGUUGCUGAACAAGUUUGAUCUUCUUGGCUUCUCGUUGCUGAGAUGCCGACUUUCACCGCGAUCGCCUUGGAAAGGCUUUUGGAGCCCGGGUCUCGGGAUCCUGCGCAGAAGCCGCCUCCGAUUCCGAUCACGGUGGAAAGAGCGGCACGAGACACUACUGUAAGGAAGAGCGUUCCCUGGCCAUAUAUUUCACCUGCCCUCUAUGCCACCCCGGUUGCUACUCCGCUUCCCGAUUCUCCUUCGUCAAUUGUUUCAGAAUCUCCAUAUCUGAUCAACCAUAAGAGACGAGGACCUCGUCUCAUUAAUGGUUUCCAGAAGAAUGAUACCAGUAGCGGACAGUCUCAGCAAUCAGACGUGGAACUGAAGGUUGAAGUCGUGCAAACAAGUGACCAUGGGAUCAAGAGUCGUGAAGCUGAUAAUGCCCACACAAGCAAUGGUGAGACAUUAACAGACGAAGCUAGCCAUGGGAAGGUGCAAAACCAAAAUCUGGAUAUUGGAAAGGUUGGAGCUGAGGAUGUCAAGAAGCCACUUUCUCAUACUAUAGAAAGAGAUGAUGUAAAUGAUGACUCUUUUGACAUCCAUAGCAUCGCAAGCAAUUUUAAGAUUGGAGAUAUCUCUAGUCAGACUGGAUCAAGUACUUCUAUGGGGGAAUUCUAUGAUGCUUUGGAAGAGUUCUCUAGUGGUGGCACACCACAGUCUUCCUAUAACAACUCGGAAGAUGAAUUGUGUGACAUGAAGCUUAAUCUUCUGUUGGAGAUACAAAAGCGGGCACAGGCUGAAGAAUCACUGGAGCAAUUGCGAAAUCUCUGGCAGAAGCUUUCCCAUCAGCUGUCACUACUGGGACUAAGUCUACCUAUUCCACCAAAUAACUCUGAAGAUAUUAAUGCACAAUUAAACUUGGAACCUGUGGAGGAAUUGCCCCAACAGAUUGUUGUUGCACGCUUUGUUGCUGAUGCUAUUAGCCGGGGUUGUGCACGCGCUGAGGUUGAACUAGAGAUGGAACCUCAAAUUGCAGCGAAGAAUUUUGAGAUUAGUAGGCUGGGGGAUCGACUCCAGUAUUAUGAAGUUGCAAAUAGGGAAAUAUCUCAGAGGAAUCAACAGGCAGUUGAAAUGGCUAGGCAACAAAGGAACAAGCGCAAGAAGAGACAGAAAUGGGUUUGGGGCUCAGUCUGCCUUGCCAUCUCACUAAGUGCCACUGCUAUUACCUGGUCUUAUGUUUCUUCAUCGAAUCUGAUUGCUGACGAGUGUGAUGCGUCUACCGGUAGUGAGCAAGAAUAUUGAUGAAUCAUCAUAAUAAUCAUCAGCUUAUGUACAGGCUGUCUCUAACAAAAUUUUACUUGCAUUGUUAAAGCUGCAUGAGAUCUGCCAGGUAUUGUCGCAUACCGGCUCAGUUUUGAGAUCUCUGUUUUUGUUCCUACAUCUAUGGGUGGUUUUCACUCGGACUUGUUUAAUAACAAGACCACAUACAACAAUUGGAAUGUUCAAGGUUCCUGCUUAUGAACAAGCAGGAAUGGAGGUUUUGCUCUA
Molecule: messenger RNA, 1687 nt
Organism: Zingiber officinale
Lineage: Eukaryota; Viridiplantae; Streptophyta; Magnoliopsida; Zingiberales; Zingiberaceae
Exons: 4
Coding region: 203-1441 (412 amino acids)
Source: RefSeq, a predicted model, not a curated record